UUAAUUACCAAAAUAGGUUCAUUGAAAAAAGUAUAGCUAUGUAUAAUAUUGUACGUAUAUCCGACAAGUCGUAUUUUAUACACGAAUGUAAGAGGUGUAGAUGUUGAAUAAGUAUUCAUUUCUUAUACAUGUUGAUCAGAAGUCAGCAUGUUGCUGAAUAACGUUUGUUUUGUACUUUUGGUUGCGAAGAUUGGAGACGUUUGUUCAACCAUUCAACGGCGUAUCAUAGUUAACGACAAAGCAUAUGUGGAUCCAACGUACUACGAUUUCGUCGCUAAGAAAAUCUUCGAGGAUACCGAUUUAUUGUUGAAGUUCAUCAAUGGUGCCAAGUGUCCGGAUUGUGAAAAUCCAAAUCAUUACAAAUCCAUAACGCACGUCGGCGAAGUUCAAAAUCCUGAUACAAGAAGCUGCAAAGAAAUUGCAUUCGAUGUUGCGUGUCUGAGUAACACCGGAAAUGAAACAAUUGUGCCGAUUCGAGUUGUGAAAGAAAAGUAUUCGUGUUUCGGCGAGAGAUCUCAAUACUACGUAUCAAGAUUAAUUCACGAUCAGUUGUCGUCGUUAAACAAACAAGCCUUUCAUACCGAUCAAGAAUACGCACUACUGAAACCAGUGCAUUUCAUCGCGAUUCUGGAUUUCUCAAUUUUUCCGGGCGACGAAUUCAUUUCGAAUCAUUUAAUGUUGGAUAAAAAAACGCACGCUAACCAUCUAAACCUUUCAACGUACACCUUCAUCGAACUGCCAAAAUUGAACAAAGCUGGCUUCGAUGUCGAAAAAUACGAAACAUUCAUUGCAAAGAUGUCUUAUCUGUUUUGGUUCCAAUACUCGAAAAAAAAUAUACCGAUUGUUUAGAAGAGCUAUUCAAACGUGACCCCGAUAUCCAAAGAGCCGCGAACUACGCGAACCCUGCACAUUGGAGUUGGAAGGAAGAAGCCAAAUACCGAAGGAUAGUCGAUAAUGAUAAUGUGUAUGCGGGUGUGAUGAACGCAUGUUAUGAAAAAGGUCGUGCAAAAGCUGCUGAAAAAGUUGCUGUAAGCUUGAUCAAUGGUACAGAACUGUCGGAUGCAGACAUCGCCAAGUACACUGAAAAAACGGAACCCGAAAUCGCAGCUAUGAGAAAAAUUUUGAAUGCGAAGAAAGCACAAUAAUGAAAUACUAGUUUUAGAAUUGCCAGCAAAAUGGGCUCGAAAUUCUUCAAUAAUGUACAAAAAGGUUUCGUUGAAAUAAAUUCAUUUUUUCGUCAUAAUGUUGAAAAACAUCAAAGUCCCUUAAGAAUAAAAUCCAAGAGCAAAAUUCAAAAAUGAAAAAUGAAGAAAAAAAUCUCCAAAAAUUAGAGAAAUUCUGCUAAAAUCUAAAAAGAUGAAAAAAAUUAAGAGGAUUUCAGAAUAAAAAUUCGAUCAACUCCUCAGAAAAAAUUAGAAUAAAAUGCACAAAAAUUCAAGAGAAACAUCGUAAAAAUUUGGGGGAAAACUCACGCAAAUUCACGAUAAAAUUGCGAAAACUUCACAAAAAUUUAGGCACAAAAGAAAACAUGAAAAUUCGGGGGAAAACCGUGGAAAAAUUGGGAAAAAUAGAAUCUAUGAGAAUUCAAAAGGAUGAAACGUGAAAAAAAAUAUCGAAAAAGCCCCCAAAAAAAUCGAAAUAAAACAGAGUCUCGAAGUCCAAAAACAAAAAAAAAAAAACUCAAAACAAAUAAUCUGUCAAGAGAGGAAUUUUACCAAAAAUUCAGCAGAAAAAUUACUAAAAUUUGAGGAAAAAUUAAGAGAAACUAAAAUAAAUAUUACGAAAAUUCAAGAAAAAAUGUUUCGCCCAAAUUAAGAAACAAAAUUUAAGGCAGAAAAACGAAUCUGUAAAAUUCAAAACAAAAUCAUCGAAAUGAUGAACAUGGAAAACUCUCGAAAAUUCAGAACACAAAACUCACGAGAAUAGAAUGACGUAUAAAUUUGGAAAAAAAAAACAAAACAUUUUCGUGAAAAAUAAUUUAAAAAUUUCAACGAAACUUACAACAAUUCAUGGAAGAAAAUAAUUAUAAACUUGAAAAAAAAAAUGUUCAAAGAGAGAGAAAAUUCAAAGGACAUUCCUCAUAACUGGGAGUGAACGGGAAAGUAGAGAGAGAUCAUCACCGAAUGAAAGAUAUCAAGAUGCAGAAAAAAAAUCCACCAUUAAAGUUGAAAAUGAACAAAAACAAACUCAUCAAAUCUUGAAGAAGAUCCCCUCCUUUCCAUAAAAAAAUGAUCAAAUGUAAAAAGAAAUGACUUUUAGAAGAAAAACAUUUUUUAAAGCACGAGACACGACAAAAAUCCGUCAAAAUUAAGGCAAAAAAUGACCAUAAUUUAGAACAAAACUAAAAUCGUCAAAAUUCAUACAUAGUUAAAAAGUCAGUCAAAACUGGAGAAACUUUGCCCAAAUUUGAAGAGAAAAAAACUGGAAAUUCCGAAAAAAAUCAUCGAAAAACUAAAAAAAGACGACUCGCGUAAAUUCAAAAGAAGAAUCAUCGUCAAAAUUGGUGAAAUCUUACAACAAUUCAAAAGAAAAAUCACCAAAUCGGCGAAAAAGAAAACAAAAUUCAAGACAAAAAUAUUUCAAACAAAAAUAAAGAGAAAUCCUGAUGCACAUGUAAAAUCACCCAAGCUUGAGGGAAAAUGUUAAUGAAAAAAACAUGAGAACUCGAGUUGAAAAAAAUUCGUUAAAAAUUCGGGUCAAAAAAAUCAUCAAAAUUCAAGAAACAAAAAUCAAUUGAAGCAGGCAGUCGGGGGGCCCGCAUAAGGAUCACUAGCACCCCCUUGCCGAUCCUCCGGGACAACUUUUUUCUCAAAGGGGGAAUCCUAAGGAACAUUUCUAGCCCUUGUCCUCAAAAAAAAAAGUGGCCCUACUUACAAAAUGGCGGCCAUAGGUCAGCCAAAAUCGCAUAUUUUGUGUUCCAACAUAGGACUAGCAUAAAGUUUUUUAAACCGUACCAAGGUACAUAGAUCGAAAGAGCAGGCAAUAGUCAGGGUGUCUACCAAAAUUUAAUUUUCAAAAAUAGCGACUUUUUCGCGACUUUUAGCGACUUUUUUUCAGUUAAAAGUACCUCCCCCCCCCAAAAAAAAAAUUUCCAACGAAGAAAAGUUUUUAAAAUUUGAAGUUUGGACAAUUUAUAGCGACUUUUUGGUAUUUUUGGCGAAAAUCGCGACCUUUUCGCGACUUUAGCGCCCUAUUCUCAAAAUCGCGACUUUUCGCGACUUUUAACGCUAUAGCGACCUGGUAGACACCCUGAAUAGUUCAUCACCUGUCAAAAUUUCAAGUGCUUAAGUGCAUUUUUCGAUUUUUGGCGAAUUUUCAAUAAUCAAAUUUAGGCCAAAAUGUGAGAAAAAAAAUCAAAAUUUUACCAAAUUGACCUAGAAAGCUGAAAUUUAGGAUAUACCCUAUUUUCGACCUGCCAAAUCGAUUGGAAACUGUUUCAAAUCGUUUUAAGCAGUUCUGGAGCCUCCAGCAGAUGUUUGAAACUCGAAAUUCUCACAAAAUUUCAUUAAAUGGAGUUGGAAAGCCGAAAUUAAUUCUGCAAACUUAUUUCAAUACGCUGUGAAGUCGACUGCAGGUAAAUUUCAAGUCGUUUUGGAGCCUCCAGCGAUUUUUUGAAAAUCACUGGAGCAUCCAGUACAUUUUUGAAACUCAAAAUUCCCACAAAAUUUUAUCAAAUGAGGUUAGCAAGCCGAAAUUUACUCUGCAAAAUAAUUUCAAUUCAAUAAUUUGAAGUCGACUGCAUGGUGGUAUCAAGUGGUUUUGAAGCUUCCAGCUACUUUUUGGAAAUUUCAAUUUUCCUAAAAACGCCAUGAACCUUUCAAAAAGUCACUGGAGGAUCCAAAAUUGCUUGGACCCACCUGAAGUCGUCUUCAGAGGGUGUUAAAAUUAGUUUGCAGAGUAAAUUUCGGCUUGCUAACCCCAUUUGAUGAAAUUUUGGGGAAAUUUCAAGUUUCAAAAAUCUACUGGAGGCUCCAACUUGAAUUUCAAUAGGUAUAGGAAUAUUAAUUCGAUAACUUGAUGGGUACCUACAGUGGCGUAGCCAAGGGGGGGCGAAGGGGGCCAUAGCCCCCCUUGCGAGCGAAAAUUUGAAAGAAAACAUGCUGUGAUGAGCGGAUAUGCCCUGACCGCCUAUGAGUGGCUUAACGUAAUUUCCCCUCAACGUAGUUUUAUGAUCUUGCCGGCCUUAGGCAAGAUUAUGCGAAUCUUACUGUAGGGGCGUGAUCAAGGCUAUCGUGCGACAAUUCUGUCGAAGCAGAGGUUCUGCUCCAGCUUCGUAUUCUCUAGAAAAAUCAGUCUUAAAAGUAACGAGUUCGCGAUAGUUCCUCUUAAGCUCACCUAACCAGCUAAAUAGGCGACCAGGGAGCCCUGCCUAGGCUCUCUGGAAACCAAACAUUGAAGUACCCAUCCGUAGAUGGUGAUUUUGGACUUAUAACGUGUCUCGUCGUUAAUUUCCUGCGUACGGACAUAGUACUAUUUUAUAUAACGCGAUCUUCGUUAAUUUCCCGCGUUAGAUCGUGGUACUUUUUUAGUCACUGGUAUUGAUUUAUCCGGAAAUCAUACCUUUGUCUCUACAAAAAUGGAUCUCCGACCCAGACCUGCCGAAGCGACUAUUAUUGGGGUCGCCAGGGAGAGGCAGGCAAUGUGAACAUCUCUAACAGAAGUGUACUCAGACCAACCUAGGUAAUCGUGUAUCCUUUUAUUCAGGGUUACGUGCACCCUUAAUUUAUCUAAUUACGUUAUAAUUAUAUCUUACGUAAUUGUAUUAAUUGGUAGAUGACGAUGUGUUAAUCAUCUACCAAUUGAUCUAUUUGUACCUUAGAAGCUGUUGUAAUUCGCCUAUAUGUGUACUUUAAUUUAUCCCCUAAACCAAUCUUCCGAGCCUAGCUUGCUAGCUCGCGUGCGUUGUACUUUGCCGCCUAAUCUUGGCCGGUUAGGCAUGCCAUUGUAUCGUUAUGGCAAAACAGAAUAAUUUACGUUUUGACCCUUUGUAAAUUAUUUGGUAUUAAUCUGCUCAUUUUUGUAUAUAUUUCUUGAUUAAAAUAAUUGUACAUAAA
Messenger RNA from Planococcus citri (citrus mealybug), 5054 nucleotides. RefSeq lists its product as uncharacterized. The transcript is spliced from 2 exons. Lineage: Eukaryota; Metazoa; Arthropoda; Insecta; Hemiptera; Pseudococcidae. The record is from RefSeq and is a predicted model, not a curated record. The coding region runs from base 148 to 849 and encodes 233 amino acids.